UGGAACAACUGACCGUGAUCAUCGCGCGCAGCGCAGCUCGAGAGGACGUUACAGCACGAGAAGCGCCGCGAUCACAUCAAAUACUGAUCGCAUGUGAAGCGGCAUGGUGACUAUCCGGCUGCCAGGCUCGACACUCAGUGGAUGCGCGCGCUGGAUCAAGAACCAAAGGACGGGAUGAAUUGAGACAUUACGCGCGAGAAGUUGCCGCGGGCGCGCGAGCGUUUUGGUUUGACCUCGGUGGAAAGCAUUUCUGGGACGGACAACUCGGCGAAGAUGGAUCGAUGGAGGAUGUGACCGCGUCUGACUCCGUCCUAACGGGGUCGAUGAAGCCCUCUGCGGUGUCAUGCGUCUUGCCCCGCAGCCAAGCGCGCAACCCCUGCGGCUCAUAGCUGUGCUGCUGCUGGUCGCGGAGGUCGCCCCGUCCCCGGUGCUCUCCUCCGGCUGUCCCGACAGGUGCGUUUGCGACGACCAGCUGGUGGUCCAGUGCGCCGGGCAGCACCUGACGACCUUCCCCGUCAACUUGCCGCUGGCCACGCGGCAGCUCAUCAUCUCCAACAACCGGAUCGUGGAGCUGCCGCCUCUCGCGCUCAACUACCUCUCCGACCUGGUGUACCUGGACUGCAGCAACAACUCGCUGACGGAGAUAUCCGAGUCCACUUUUGGGAAUCUCCGCAAGCUGGCCUACCUGGACCUGUCCUUCAACACCCUGAUGCGCAUCGAGGACCGGACGUUUGGUCCCCUGGCCAGCCUGGUGAUGCUGAGGAUGACGGACAACCCGGGGCUCUCCGAGAUCCACGCGGACGCGUUCGCCGAGAACUGGGCCCUUCAGGUGCUCGACGUGAGCCGGAACAACCUGACGGCGCUGAACAUCUCCUCCCUGCUCGCGCUGCCCGCGCUGCGCUCCGUGGGGCUCAGCGGGAACCCGUGGAGCUGCGAGUGCGACAACGAGGACCUGUGCCUGUGGGUCCACCUGGAGGGCUUCAAGUUCCAAGACGAGGGCCAGACGGUGUGCGGGUCCCCGGCCGACAUGCAGGGCCGCCGCCUGGGCGAGGUGGGCGUCCAGCUGCGGACGCUCUGCCACCAGACGCUGGGCUCCUGGGACUACCUGUUCUUCGUGGUCAUCGGCUUCGUCAUCUUCGCGGCCGGCACGGUGUCGGCCUGGGUGAUGGGCGUCGUCAUGGUGCUCUACGAGCGCUACAUCAAGAAGAAAGACGAGCAGCUGGACACGGACGAGGAGGACGACGGGAACGGGACGGGCCGCAGCUCCAGAGCCAAGGGCGGCAGCAACAACGGGAAUUUGAAAAGCUCACAUACUGUCUGAAGGGCUGAAGCCGAGUUCUGCCCGUCCUGGGUUCCACAGUGCCUCCUGUCAGCUUCCACGACUGAACCUGUAAAACUAACUCAGCUCUGGAAGGGAGGGGAGAUUCAACAGAGACGAGGAAUGUCUUCUGCUUGUCCUAGCUCUUCUUCCAUGUGGUGGAAUGCUGGAGCGGAGAAACACAUCACUUAUGCAAAUCUGACGAUGUUUUCUGGUCUUUUCUGUGCAAUAUUUGAAUGAGAAAUGGUCACGCCUGCUUCAUUUACCUUAGAAAAGCUUCUUUUAUUAUCAGCAACACUGUUUAACCACCGCAUACCGACGAGGAACCGAGAUCCUGUCCACGAGGAAGGAUUCUGUUACAGCUGCCGGCAUUUCUGAAACGUGCACAAGCUGCUCGUUUGGUCAUUUCCGUAGUUUCAGGUCACGACCGGCUGUCCUCACCACGAGAGUCCUGUGUCUGACCUGCUUCCCUCCACAAGCAGAUUUUCUCACCUUUCUCUCUACCUCACCGGACUCCUUCCUUCACUCAGACGGCU
Messenger RNA from Salarias fasciatus (jewelled blenny), 1854 nucleotides. Its product is annotated as leucine-rich repeat-containing protein 52-like. Bases 344 to 1321 code for a protein of 325 amino acids. Lineage: Eukaryota; Metazoa; Chordata; Actinopteri; Blenniiformes; Blenniidae. Gene Ontology annotation, cellular component: voltage-gated potassium channel complex. The record is from RefSeq and is a predicted model, not a curated record. Gene Ontology annotation, molecular function: voltage-gated potassium channel activity; potassium channel activator activity; transmembrane transporter binding. The transcript has 2 exons.